Molecule: messenger RNA, 1643 nt
Organism: Mesoplodon densirostris (Blainville's beaked whale)
Lineage: Eukaryota; Metazoa; Chordata; Mammalia; Artiodactyla; Ziphiidae
Gene: HSPB6
Product: heat shock protein family B (small) member 6
Exons: 3
Coding region: 168-713 (181 amino acids)
Biological process (GO): response to heat; protein refolding
Molecular function (GO): structural constituent of eye lens; protein folding chaperone
Source: RefSeq, a predicted model, not a curated record
GGCCAAGUCAUUGUUGGGCUGUCUAAAUAAGGCUCUAUUAAUGGCCGGCUCUGGCCGCAGUCCCAACGUCCCCGGGCGGCCCGCCGAGGGGCGGACACAGAGCGUACUAUAAAGCAGCGGCGGCACCCGCUGGGGCACUGCGGAGCCUAGGGCGGCGGCGGAGCACGAUGGAGAUCCCGGUGCCUGUGCAGCCGUCUUGGCUGCGCCGCGCCUCGGCCCCGUUACCCGGGCUUUCGGCACCCGGGCGCCUCUUCGACCAGCGCUUCGGCGAGGGGCUGCUGGAGGCCGAGCUGGCUGCGCUCUGCCCCGCCGCGCUGGCCCCCUACUACUUGCGCGCACCCAGCGUGGCGCUGCCUACCGCCCAGGUAUCGACCGACCCCGGGCAUUUCUCGGUGCUGCUGGAUGUGAAGCACUUCUCACCGGAGGAAAUCGCCGUCAAGGUGGUUGGCGACCACGUGGAGGUGCACGCGCGCCACGAGGAGCGCCCGGUGAGCCCGUUGGCGGGGGCGGGGCCAGAACAAGAUGAGCACGGAUACAUCGCGCGCGAGUUUCACCGCCGCUACCGCUUGCCGCCUGGCGUGGACCCUGCGGCCGUGACGUCCGCGCUGUCCCCUGAGGGCGUCCUUUCCAUCCAGGCCGCACCUGCUCCGGCCCAGGCUCCACUGCCGUCGCCGCCGGCGGCUGCCGCCAAGCAGGAGCCAGGGCACGCUUGAACCCUGGAAGCCGCCUGAGGCCCCUCCACCGCACUUUUAAAGCCGACCUGACUCCGCCCAGCCAGAUAUCCCGAGCGCGCCAAGACUACCCGCCCACCCAAUCUGGGAUCUGCCUUGAACCUUCCAACCUAGACUCAGCCUUGAUAACCUAGACCUUUCCACUGACACUCCCUCUCUCACACACUCUCCUGUUUUCAAACCUCCCGACACCUCUCUGGCUUCCAGACCCUACAAGCACAAUCUCUCAGCCUACAGUCUCCCAUCCCCACUGACCCCGCUUGGCAUAGAACCCCACUCCACAAACUCCCUAUUUCCUUCUGACUUCUCUAGGAAAACAUCUCCACACCCCGUUUCAAUCCCCCCCACCCAAGAUUAUGGUGUAGACAGACCUGCCCCCACCCUAGGCCUAGGCCAAUCAAGCAUAAGCCCCCACUUCCCCUCAAAUGUCCCAGACUCUGCACAGACCUCCCACCCUGGACCUUCCUGGCCUGGUCCCCAAGACUCUGGGUCCUUCCCCUCAUUCCAACCAGAUACUCCACUUCUCCUCACUCUCUCCCCCCAACCCAUCUUCUAACUUGAAACCUCAGCCAGCCACCCCCAUACUCUUGAACCCCUUUUCUGACCCCCACCCUUGUACACCUAUUCUAGGCCAACCAGGACCCUCAACCUCACACUGUACAGAUACCCACCCCAUCUCCUCAGACUCUGCACGGAUGUCCUAGGCCCCUAUGCCCAGCUCUAACCAGAACCCCCCAGUCACUGUCUUGACCCCCAAGUCUCCAACCACAUAACCACCUUCCACACCCCUCCCCUUAUUCUCCAAGACCCAACCAAGCAGCCAUUUUCUUUGAUUCCCCACAAUCUUUCUCUCGCCUCAAAUUCCCUGAUGCCCCGUCUCCUCACUCCCCCAAUAAAUGUGCUAGAGCUGUG